AUGGUACAUAGAAUGUUGAUGUACAGUACUUUAUGUAAAGUCCUUCCGAAAGCUAAUGAUAGGGGCAUUGUCGAAAUGAUUACGACAGGUUUUACUGGUCAGCUUAAAGGCUGGUGGGAUAAUUAUCUUACCCAAGACCAAAAAACCAAAAUCAUCCAGUCUGUAGUAAAGAGAGAAGAUGGCCAAGAUGUCAUGAAUGCUAUUUAUACCCUAAUUAUUAAUAAUAUUGAGCACUUCUCUGGAAGAUGGUCCGAUAAUAGUGAAAGUAUUAGGACUCUGCUCCAAAAUCUUAGAUGUAAGACUUUGACAUCUUGGAGAUGGUAUAAAGAGGUCUUCCUUUCUAGAGUGAUGGAAUUAACCGAGAGUAAUAGUUCUCAUUGGAAGUUCAAGUUUAUAGAUGGUCUUCCCAUGUUAUUUGCUGAAAGAAUUAAGAAAACCCUUAGAGGUUCUAAUGUGAGUAUUAACUAUGAGGAUUACACCUAUGGUAACCUUAUAAAGGUAGUUACUCAAGAAGAUAUUUUCAAAAUCUCUAGAGAAUCUUAUAAGAGUAAGAAAAAGUACUCUGACGAGAAAAAGUCUAAAAAGAUUAAGAAGAAGGGAAAAAGAAAAGAGGAUUACGAAUCCAAAAAGGCUUAUAGAAAAGCCAAGAAAACCAACACUUGUUACCGAUGUGGUAGAUUUGGUCACUUUGCAAAAGAUUGCAAAGUAAAAAGCAAGAUCAAGAGUCUCUCUAUUGAUGAUGAUACUAAAGACUCUCUGUGUAAGAUUUUGCUCAAUUCCUCUUUGAAAAACUCCAGUCCAGACCACAUUGAUAAUGAGGAAAAUGAUUCAACCAACGAGGACCUGCGAGUUCUCCAUAAAGAAGACUAUAUGCCUUCAGAUGAUGAGUGCAUUCCUUGCAAAGAAGGACAACCUUGUACAAAAAAGGAGGAGGAGGAUAUUUUAUACAACAUAAUAUCCCAAUUUCAAGAUAUAGAAAUUAAUGUCUUGAAAGAUAACAAAUUAACAGCUCUACUAGAAAUGCUAAAAGACCUGGGUAAGCAGGAUGACAAGCCAUCCACCAGUUCUUUCCCUAAUAGGAGGAAAUGCAUAUUAUUCCCUCCGAAAAAGGUCCUUAUACCAUGA
Messenger RNA from Capsicum annuum, 1125 nucleotides. RefSeq lists its product as uncharacterized. Lineage: Eukaryota; Viridiplantae; Streptophyta; Magnoliopsida; Solanales; Solanaceae. The record is from RefSeq and is a predicted model, not a curated record. The transcript has 2 exons. Gene Ontology annotation, molecular function: nucleic acid binding; zinc ion binding. The coding region runs from base 1 to 1125 and encodes 374 amino acids.